AUGGAUCACUCAAAUUUAGAAUACAGGCUCGCAAAACAUGAAGAACGUAUCAAAAACCUUGAAAAGAUAGUUCUUAUUUCUGCCGAAGCUAAUGUACAAAUAUGGAAACAUAUACCCAACGAAUUUGAAAAAUCCAGGGAUGUAAUAAUCGAACUUCUAGAAGGAAGUCAAAAUAUAACAAACCCCAGUCAAUUUAAUAAGGGCCUCGAGUACUAUAGAGACAGCCCCCAAAGCUCCACUGAGGCCAGCCGCGGCGCCCAAAGUUUCACCGAAACCAGUCAUGGUAUUCAAAGUUCCAAUGUCACUAUCCCCAGCAUCGAAAGCUCUAACAAAGCCAGAUACGAAGCAGAAAUUGAGGAGAUGAAAGCCAAGAUGCUUGAGAUGACAGAGGAGAUGAAGGCCGAGCUGCUUAAGAAAACGGAGGACUGUGAUAGAAUCCGGACACUACUUGAAGAUGAAAGAAAUAAAAACCGAGCCAUUGUUACAACUCUUCGAGAUAUUCAAGGCAACAUCAGGGUUUUGUGUAGGAUUCGACCCCCAGGAAAGGACACCCCUGCAGCAGACCUUGUAGACUUUGGUCCGCGAGAUCCGGGUGAGUUUUCCUCGCAUUGGGGGAAAAUGACUAUCGCCACUAAACGGAUGAACGUUAUGGGAGUCUUAGUCGAUGACAACCCAAAGAUCUAUGAUUUCGAGCGCAUCUUUGGUCCAUCGGAUACCAACGGAGACGUUUUCGAACAUAUCAGCGACCUUGUUGUAUCUUCAACGGAGGGCCAAAGGAUCAUAAUGUUCGCUUACGGGCAAACUGGUGCUGGAAAAACCUUUACUCUUAGUCACAAAGGUUCAGACGCGAAACAGAACGGAGUGAUUCCAAGGUCCAUGGAUUUACUGUUCGAUACGAAGAAGAAACUAGAAGAUGAGUUUGAAAUUUCGAUUUCGGUAAGCAUCCAAGAAAUUUAUCUGGACAAGACCUAUGACCUCUUGGCAGCAAUUGAGACGAAACGGAGGGGGGAGGAGGUCCGACGAAACCAAGUUGGGAAGCAACAAUUGCACUCCCAUGAAGAGGCUCUGUCAGUGAUAGAUGCCGCGAUGCAUUACAGAGUAACAUCGAGAACUGAUAUGAACGCCACUAGCUCUCGUUCGCAUCUGAUUCUGUCAUUUGAAAUUUCAAGGAAAUCACUAGCAAAUCCAAGGGAAGUUAGGUCUGGCGUUCUUAAUAUCGUUGACCUCGCGGGAAGCGAGAGGCCAAACGAGAUGGGAACGACAGACACGAUUCGUAGGGAAGGGAUCAUGAUCAACAAGUCUUUGAUGAGCUUGACUGGGCUGAUUAGUUGCAUAGCGGCCCGCAAGCCUGUCGUUUAUGAUACAGAGCUAGUACGAGCAUUAAGACCCGCUCUCACACCUCAGUCAAAAGUUGUUAUGUUUGUCAUGAUCAGCCCCUUGAAGAAGGACCAAGAAGUCUCUUUCCAGACCCUCGAAAAGGGGCGAGAAGCUUCGGCCGCAAAGAUGGCUUCGGCUGACCUUAGCGGGAAUCCUAGCACCUCGUCGGGGCCGUCUACGCGGGGUCGGGGAGGGAGUACGGCUUCGACGAGAGGUAAUUCCCCAUUAAGAGGUUCACUUACGACAAGAGGUACUUCCCCGUCAAGGGUAUCAAGGGGUGGACAAGGCCGCGGCCGGAAUUAA
This is a messenger RNA of Daldinia vernicosa, 1680 nucleotides long. Its product is annotated as P-loop containing nucleoside triphosphate hydrolase protein. Gene Ontology annotation, biological process: microtubule-based movement. Gene Ontology annotation, molecular function: ATP binding; microtubule binding; microtubule motor activity. The coding region runs from base 1 to 1680 and encodes 559 amino acids. Lineage: Eukaryota; Fungi; Ascomycota; Sordariomycetes; Xylariales; Hypoxylaceae. The transcript has a single exon. The record is from RefSeq and is a predicted model, not a curated record.